This is a messenger RNA of Oncorhynchus masou masou (cherry salmon), 1426 nucleotides long. Its product is annotated as protein krueppel-like. Gene Ontology annotation, molecular function: DNA-binding transcription factor activity, RNA polymerase II-specific. The coding region runs from base 290 to 634 and encodes 114 amino acids. The transcript has a single exon. Gene Ontology annotation, biological process: regulation of transcription by RNA polymerase II. NCBI's taxonomy places the organism in Eukaryota, Metazoa, Chordata, Actinopteri, Salmoniformes, Salmonidae. Gene Ontology annotation, cellular component: nucleus. The record is from RefSeq and is a predicted model, not a curated record.
UAAGAGAUGGACACUUACAAGCCGGAGAUUUCUUAGAUUACAGGGAAAGCGUAGAGACAAAUCCAAAUGUCGCGACCAACUCCCCUUUACGCACGCCCAGGGAUCGCGACCCAGUGUCCACAUUGAUGGGGCCUCCCGAUUCACACAUCCUUUUCAAUUUUACAUUUACAUUUAUAUUUACAUUUUUACAUUUACAUUCAAUCAGGUAUUGAACUCAAAGGACCAAAAGGCCAAGGCUCUGGGAGGGGGAGAAACAUCAGGCAAUAGUAAAGAGAAACAGUUCCUCUGCAUGUUCUGUAAGAAAAGCUUCAGCUGCCUCCAGAAGAUGGAGAUCCACCAGAGGGUCCAUACAGGGGAGAAACCCUUCAGUUGUACCCAGUGUCACAUGCGCUUUGCCCAGGCUGGCAACCUGAAGAUCCACCAGAGGGUCCACACAGGAGUGAAACCCUUCAGCUGUACCCAGUGUCACAUGCGUUUCGCCCAAGCUGGCAACCUGAAGAUCCACCAGAGGGUCCACACAGGAGUGAAACCCUUCAGCUGUAGCCAGUGUCACAUGCGCUUCUCCCACUCAUCCAGCCUGAAUAGGCACCAGAGGGUCCACACGGGAGAAAUCCUACAGUUGCCCCCAGUGUGAGAAGAGAUUCUCCCACCAGAACCAUCUAAAGAUGCACCUGAAGGUCCACACAGGAGAGAGGCCGUUCGCGGGAAGAGGUUCUCCGAGAGGAGCUCCCUCAGGAUGCACCAACUGAAAAAACAUUCCACUCCAUAACAUAGAUAGUAACCAAUCCACUCAGGAAUGGUUUAGAGCAAGCCCUGCAUUAAAGUCAAAGAUUAAUUUUCAUUAUUCUCAGCAAAAAUAUCCGCAGAUUUCAGUGUUGAAUGUUCCUGAAUAGAAUAUUGAAUCCAGAUAUUGUGUGAAUCAGUAUAUAAGGCAUAUACAUGUGCGUGUGUGUAUAUAUACAACAAUACCAGUCAAAAGUUUGGACACACCUACUCAUUCAAGGGUUUUUCUUUCUUUUUACUAUUUAAAAAAUAUAUAUAUAUCGACACUACCUUUUCAAAAGUUUGGGGUCACUUAGAAAUGUCCUUGUUUUUGAAAGAAGAGCACUGUAUUUCUGAUCAUUUUGAUGUUAUUUUAAUGGACAAAAUGGGCUUUUAUUUCAAAAAAAGGACAUUUCUAAGUGACCCCAAAUGUUUGUGUGUGUGUGUGUGUGUGUGUGUGUGUGUGUGUGUGUGAUGUUCACAAAUGCCUAUUUCAUUACCUCCAUUCAACUACUUAAUUGUUUCCCCCAAUACAAUUUUCAUAAGAAAAUUAAUGCAGUUUAUCAAGUUCAUGCUGAUUUCUGGUUGAGACAUGUAUGUGUGGUUUUCAUAUGGUGUAUUUAACACUUGUUUCUGUUUAAUAAAAACAAAAUGUGACUUCUCA